Gaeumannomyces tritici R3-111a-1 is the source of this 183-nucleotide messenger RNA. RefSeq lists its product as hypothetical. Lineage: Eukaryota; Fungi; Ascomycota; Sordariomycetes; Magnaporthales; Magnaporthaceae. Bases 1 to 183 code for a protein of 60 amino acids. The record is from RefSeq and is a predicted model, not a curated record. The transcript is spliced from 3 exons.
AUGGCUGGUCCGAGGAUAAGCAUGUUCCUAGUCGAGGGGGGGUCCAGCGACGCCGACAAAGUCUCGAGACGCGGCGGCCAGGAGAGUUUGUCGCCGAGCCUUUUUGUCGGCAGCUCCGCCCAAGGGCAAGAGAUCUGCCAUAUCCGAGAAGGUCUCGAUAGCAAUGAUGCAAAGCUACCCUAG